AUGGAGUUAUCCACAUCUAGCGUUGUUUCCGAAUCAGGUGCCACUUCAGAAUCAAGCGAAGUUGCGAAACUUUCUGGUUCGACAUCUUCGUUGUCUGUAGGAUUGAAAACUGCUGAGACAGUUAAAGGACGAACUUCAAAGUUACCCGGUCUCAAACGUUCUCCUCUAGCUAGUUCUACUUCAUCUGUGAAGGAUAAGGCUAGUGUACCUGCCUCAGCUGGUAGACUUCCAUCAGAAAUUAAAAAGACAUCACAAGAAAAAGCUGAAGUCAAAGAAGCAUUUGAUCGUUAUCGUGAAGAAGUAACUGAAAUGGUUGAAAAUAUAGAAAUGGCCACUUUGGAUAAAGAAAUGGCAGAAGAAAAACUAGAAACAUUGACUGCAGAAAUUGAAUUACUUAAGGAACAAGUAGAAGAAUUAACUCUUGAGAAUCAAAUCUUGAAAGAAGAAUCUGAAGAAAAAGGUGGAGUAGCAGUCGGUGUUGAAGGCGGUCCAACUCCCUUACAGUUUAAAAAUCUUGAACAACAAAAUGAACGAAUGAAAGAAGCACUGGUCAAGCUACGUGAUUUAGUUAAUCAAGAUAAAUCGGAAAUCUCAGCUUUAACUAAACAGAUUACAUCUUUAGAAUCGGAGGUUAGUCAACUGCAAACAGAAAAAGAACGAUUAACAAAAGAUAUUAAAGAUAGUGUUGAACAAAUUAUUGAAUUAAAAGAACAAGUGGAUGCUUCCCUUGGCAUUGAUACAAUGGUCAGUCAGUUGACACAACGUAAUUUAGAACUGGAAGAAGCGCUUGAGAAAAUUAAAGAAGAAAGAAAUGAUCUGGAAGCUCUUUGUGAAAUGAAUGAUGAAUUACAAGAGAAUAGUCGUGAAACAGAACUUGAACUACGCGAAGAAAUUGAACGAUCCCAUAGUAAAAUUAAUCAACUUGUACGUAAUUUAGAUGCAACACGUGAAACAAUUGCAGACUAUGAACAAACUUUUGUUAAAUUUAGAGAUUUAGUCUCUGAUUUACAAACACAAAAUACCGAUCUGCGUAGGUCAUUAGCGGAUGGAAAAUGCUUACAAGAAGAAAAACAGCAACAAAAUGCCUAUGCUACAGUUGCAACAGAUCUUGUCGGUUCUACAGCUGCAUUUAUGGGGGGUAAAUUUGGACUAGGCUCUCAAGUACAAACUCUUGCUAAAGUAAUUGAAGCUGAAUUAAGACGCCUUGAAGCAGAACAAACUGCAAAUCAUGUGACGCGGUUAUCUGCUUUCUUACCUGACUCAUUUCUCCGACGUGGUGGUGAUAAUGAGGCAUUACUUUCACUUUUGUUAAUCGAUCGACUAGCUGGGAAAUGCGAUCUGCUGGCUAAUCAUCUUGUUGAACGUUAUCCAUUGCCUCCUUGUGUUCCGGGUCAAGCACCGCUACAGAUGCCUCAAGGUGAAACCAGUACUACUACUACUGGUACUACUGACAAUCCAACUGAAGUUGUCAGCGGAAUUUGUAUUCCUGGUACUGAUAAUCCACUGCCACCAUUGACCAAAACAAAAUCAGAAUUCUUUAGUUUUAUAACUAGACUAAUUCAUCUACUCCGGUCAAUGUCUUCUUUGUUAGGCCAGUGUAAACAGGAAUAUGAACAAACCCUUGAUGCACUUCAAGCAGAUAUUGAAGCUUUAGAGCAGGAGAAAGCAGAACUUAAAGAGAAAUUGAAGACUUUAAGUAAAAAAGCCUUAUUCGAAGGAAUCAUUAAAACUCCAUUGGUCACUGGUCAAACUCCAUCUAAGGGUCAGGCUGCUACACCUGAGACUCCUUCAGUUGGUAAACAAACUUCUGUUGAGGGUGCAUCACCUUCACCUGGUCCUGCACGUCUAGCUGCCUACAGAGAUGCUUCAUUCAUGUCAAUGGAGAUUGCAGCCCUUCGCGAAGCUGUCCGACGUUUGUCUUCUGAGGUAUCUAAGCUACGUGGUGAAAAGAUGUUUAAUCAAAUGAAAAGUCUUGGAACUUUGCCAAAACCAGUACGUCGUCAAUAUCUCAAAGCUGUUGAUAAUAAUACCGCGAAUAAUGAAUCUCAACCAUCAUCCACUACAGAAGAAAAAGAAGAUGAAGUAGAAAAAGAACAAAAGCCUAUGAUAUCACAGGUGGCACGUGAGGCUGAUGCACUUCGAAAAGAAAUGUUUUCUGUUAUAGCUAAUCUUCAAAUAGUUCGAUUGCCUAAGCCGUCGAAACCAAUUGAAGAGCCUCCUUCAGGCGCCGGUGAUGGAUCCACACAACAACAACAGUCGGCUAAAGCCAUCGUGCCUACGCCUACAAUGCAAUUCAAUAGACAGACUGCACAAUUAGUGAAAUUGAAAAAUGAUUUAGAAAAGUUACAACAGCGUGCAGUUGAAGCUAUCAAGACAGAAAUUCCAGGUGCAUCAAUUCAAGCCGAUUUUACAUCCUUCCCAUCAGUAAAAUUAAAACGUCUAUUUAAUGCUGAAAAUAAGGAAAAUCUUCCGCUACGUUCUCGUUUAGUAUUCCCUGGUGGAGAUGAUUGUAAAAUGAAUCCAACAAAAGUUUGCAUGACUAGAGAAGAUCAACAGAUUCUACAUUCACAUUUACUUAAAUAAAUGCCUGUUGUUUUAUCAUUUGUUGUUGUGUUUUUUUUUGCGGGGGGUUAAAGUUUACUUACCAGUCAAUCCUGAAGAUAUUUUUUACUUCCUACUUAUCAUUAAUACUUUUAUUUACAAUGACUAUUAUACGCGCAUACAUACUUCUACACAUAAUAUAUUAUAAACUUGUAUUUCAUGUAAUGGUGUAUGGUGUUGUAGUGUUUAUGACAAUGUAAUCUCCUUUAUUAAUAUCUUGACUAAGAAGACGUCUUUUACUUUCUUUUCAUUCGUCGACGUCAUUUUUAAAUGCCAAGAGUUUCCCUUUUUUUCAUGGUUUCAUGGUUCUCCUACGAUUAACUGUGUUAAUUAAUAAUAAUAAUUUUUCUCUCCAAUUUAGUGUGGAAAAUACGGCAAAACAUCGCCAUUUCACUCCGUUCCCUACAGUCUUUUCUAACUGGCUCCACAAUCGCCUAUAUAAGCUCUUACCUCAACUACACACGAUCUCCAUAACAAGUCACUCUUGGAGGCCCGAAUCGUCUUUUGCCAUCCGAGUUUCACUCGAGGGUAUGCCUGGCGCGUGAUAUCACUCCAUUGUCUCUUCAGUGUAUGUUCAAUAUAUUUCCAUUUUCUCCUACUUAUUGGUGGGGUAGUAGGUUCUUGGUUGGUUCGUUGCCACAGACCCAUGUUGUUUAUACACUUUCUGGCCAUCUGAUAUCCAAUAACGACAGGUAACCAUUGAUAAAAAUAUGACGCUCCAAUUCUCUGAACCAUGUAGAAUCACUCAGUGUGGGCAUUAAUGUUGUUAAUUCACAUGUCAUUCCUCGCGCUGAGUGCAGGAAAUUUCCACAAUGUAAUAUCAGAGUAAUGAAGGUGUGUCUUGCUUUUUCGAUUCUGUCCUUGAUAUCUUCAUCUGUGCCGACGCGUGUGUUUGAAACGACACCGCCUAGAUAGAUGAAAGAGGUGACUUCCUUCAGAGAUCUCUCAUUGAUGGUAAUUCAUGCUUGUUAUUGGUUAGGUGUCUUUAUAACCUGUCUUCUCUAUGUUCACAUGAAGUUUUGACUUCUUUGCCACUUCUGGCAACUUGUUGGUCUUCACCUUUAAAUUGUCGAAUUUGUGUAACACAAACAUACAUCAUCCUAAGAGUCCAAAUCUUCUAGUGUCUUUACCUCGGUUCACAAAUUAAAAUAACGAAAAGGAUUUCCAACAGGUUGCAGACUUUCACCAACAGCUGCCUUCGUUCCAUACUGAAGGUCAAAUGACCAGAAAGAAUAAACAACAAGAAACUAUGGGAACAAACCAACCAAGAGUUGAUCACUCAACAAAUAUGUAGGAGAAAGUGGAGAUGGAUCGGGCAUACAUUGACGAGGCCGCUGAAUGACAUCGCACGCCAGGCUCAGUGCUCGAUCGGAAUCCAAAUGGGAAGUGACGAGUGGGUCGUCCUAGGGUGAUAUGGAGGAAGACGAGAUGAGUGAGUAUGGUCAACCGUAGACCCAGCUGAAGAUGACAGCAGAAAACAGAAUAAAGUGAAGAUGUGUUUUUGAAGCCCUAUGUUCCACUCGGAACGCGAGGGAAUAAUAAUAACCUGAUGACUACUAGCAUAUCUGUCUGUCCCAUUAGUGUAUUAGUCAAAGCCUAUCGAUCAUUUUCGCAAGUGAUUAUUUAAUUUAGAAGAAUAUUGAUGGCGGGAUUAUUUGCGACAAACUACCAGGUUUAAUGAAAAUCAUGAGUGCAGGCUGCUUGCACAAAUAUAAUACCAUAACAAUUCUAAUUCUAUGUACGCAACACACAUCCGUCAUAUUGAAACGGUAGGAGAGGAAAAACUUAGUAUCUCUAUAUGGCCGAAUUAUGUACACCUGAUCUUCAACGCACCAUCUGUACAGAUCUUCCGUGUUGUACCACUACUCGCCUUCAUAUUGUGUUUCUUUGUGUUCUUUUCACGUUCCCCAUGUAUCUAGGCAACGCUGUAUCAUUUGCUUUCUCUGACAUCGAAUCUCCCUGCUGUCCGAUGUUUUUAUGCCGAUGAACCUCUAUUUAUAUACUACUGGUAAAUCUUAUCAGUAGCACACGCCACAAUCUAUAAUGAUAUGUUAAUUUUUUUCACACUAAAUGGCUUAGAUUUUCAUUAAAGGUAUUUUAAUAUGGCAAUGAUAGCCUUUUAAUGUGCUAGUGAAUUCAUCAAACUAAUUUCUAUGAUGUUCUCUUUGUGAGAUUGUUAUUUUUACCGAGAAGAGUAUCUAUUCAAAAAAGAUCCUCCUCCAUGUUACAUAUAAAGGUAAUAUUGUAUGAAGAUAAUAUAAACGAAUGAAGAGGAUAUAUAUAUAUAUCCUUCCAUAUACACGUAGAGUUGAAAAUUGCACCAUAGAAUUAAUUAUAAUCCGGAAAUAAUUAAGAAUCGAAUGAAUAUUUAAGUGUUGGUUUGUGGGGAUUCGAUCGGUUACAGGUUUUCAUCAUGAGUUGACAUCGGUUAGAGAGCCAUUGGAAAACCUGCAGGGAGUGCUGGACAAUACUUUCAUCCUAGUUUGAAAUUCUUCAUCAGUAUGCAGCCACCACAGAGGUUCGAAUCCAGAACCUUCCUGUCACAAGGUGAGCUUGCAGAUCACUAAACCAAUGGGAACCGAUCCAAUGGCCAACACUUUAAUUCCAAAUCCUACCGACUCAUGAUAUAGGACGACCACCAGCCAAUGUCAUCACUGGCGAGUAUUUGUCCUCACACCCAACCUGUUUUACCUCCUCACUGGUCACUACUUCUCACUAGAACCCAUGUAACUAUCCCCCCCCCCUCUGAAUAGCUCCAGUCGCUACUGAACAUCAGAUUGAUUUUCAAGUGUUGGUUUGCGGGGAUUUAAUUGGUAACUGGACUUCAUUUUCAGAAAAUUGCAUAGUCGAAGUUAAUCAGCUUAUCGAUGAAAUAUAUUCAUGAAUGAGUAUUAAGGGUUAGAAAACACUAAAUAAACAUUUAUCAAUACAAAACAUAGUAUCACUCAGUGAAGAUAUUUAUUAUUCGUCUGAGCUCAAUGGAGUAAGUGCUUUAAAUUAGCUCUAAACUGUUUAUUUUCUUGGGAUAUUUUUUCUAUGUAUACAUAUGACGCGUGUUCUUGACUAAAAAUUUCUAUGUAGUAUAUUGUAUGACCUCUUCUGUGUGAGUCUUGAGAGAGAGAAGCGAUGGAUUAAUUUGCAAACACGAGGAAUGAAGCUAAAAUUGUUAGACAGCGUAGAAAUCAUGACAUAGUGAGAAGAGAAGCAGAAAACGGUUCCUUUAGUCAAAAGCUUCAUGCAAAUAUUCGUAACAGUUAAUAGUAAUGGCAAUUUCGUCAAACCCAAGCUAUUUUCUGGUCAGUCGAAAAAUUUACUCAGUACAAAUGAAGGAAGAAACACCAGUUACAAAUGAUAGAAACAGAGUUUACGUAGAUACUUAUAACUCGCAACUGCUGGUGAAACUUCGAAGUUCGAGGACCUAUGUUCCGCUCGGAAUGCAAGAGAAUGACGCUUAAAUGAUGACUUUCAAAUCAAUAAACCUGAAACGUGUAGGUUCUAAUCCGUGUUGUGCAUAAAUAUAGCUAUUGUUCAAGAGGUGCAAGCUAAAGCGAAACGUUGGUGUGGUAAAACAACAUUUUUACUACGUUGUUAGCUACUGGUGGUUCGUAAUAAAUGCUGACUUAGAAUUAAUAAAUUCCAUACAAGGCGUCCAAGCAGUUGGUUAAAUACGACUUUUAAAUUCACUGUGAUUGAUCACAAACUAAAUUGAUUUAGAGAAGCGUUGAAAAUCAAAGAACAUCUCUCUCCUCUCUUUUGGGGGACACUUAGUAGUGUGUAGUGACCCGUUUUAUUACUCAUCAUCUCAGUAUACUUUCACUAUGUAAUUGGACUUUGAUUUGUUUAUCACUCUAAACAUUGCGUGUUAACAAUUGAUACUUUUGUACUCGCUCGACUUUUGAAUUUUGAUUGCUGCAAUA
Trichobilharzia szidati is the source of this 6518-nucleotide messenger RNA. The record is from the annotation of a GenBank genome assembly. NCBI's taxonomy places the organism in Eukaryota, Metazoa, Platyhelminthes, Trematoda, Strigeidida, Schistosomatidae.